Messenger RNA from Cephus cinctus (wheat stem sawfly), 3094 nucleotides. It is a transcript of the gene Atg9, whose product is annotated as autophagy-related protein 9A. The record is from RefSeq and is a predicted model, not a curated record. Gene Ontology annotation, biological process: protein localization to phagophore assembly site; autophagy of mitochondrion. Gene Ontology annotation, cellular component: phagophore assembly site; autophagosome. The transcript has 8 exons. Bases 501 to 2999 code for a protein of 832 amino acids. NCBI's taxonomy places the organism in Eukaryota, Metazoa, Arthropoda, Insecta, Hymenoptera, Cephidae.
CUGCCUAAAACCGUAGCGCUGUGCAUCUUGCUACUAAUCUCUGGUCGACACAUCAUUUUUUCUCACGACUAUGAUACUUCCGUACCGACCGAAUUUCGCAUCUCAUUCAGUAAAGUAUUAACACAAGUAGACACGAGGUUCGUAUUGGCUUGUAUAACGGGCAAUGGGUUACAAAGAGAAAAAUAAGAUUUCAUUAAAAUGGUGAGACGCACGCAUCCUAAGUACCUUUAAUAAUUAAAUGUCUAAAUUACUGGUAAAUAAUCGCACGUCCCACAAGCAACAUGUAAUGUGGGAGCCUUCGAGUGGUUAUUUGAGUGACUAGGAAAGUGUCAAAAUCAAGAUCUAUCCGAAAGCCGUUGACAAAGAUUUUUCACUCCCUUGGAUUUUUAGAAAAAUCAGUGUCGCUUUGUUGUGACAUUGUCUAGGUAAAAGAACUGUAUUUUAGAUGUUCGGAGCACGACUAUCGACUGGUAGUUAAUUACACUUAAUAACAUGAAAGAAUGAAACGAGACACUGUUAUUACCUGCCUGGAGCCAAACCGCAGGGCGCAAACGAUGACGGCUGUACUGGAUGGCAAUUACCAACAGUUGGAGCACUAUUCAGAUGGCAAUGAAGAAGCUGGUGAUGAGGAUGGUGAAGAGACACCACAGGAAUCUGGUGUGAUGAUCCAUGUGGUCCCAGAAGGUAAUAAAGCCAGAUGGAAUCACAUAGAAGAUCUGGAUUCAUUCUUUACGCGAAUGUAUCACUAUCAUCAGAAACAUGGGUUUGCCUGCAUGAUGCUCCAGGAAAUAUUUGAACUUGGGCAGUUCAUUUUCGUUGUCACGUUUUCCACAUUCCUCUUCCACUGUGUCGACUAUUCUGUCUUAUUCAGAGAUAAAAUAACGAACAGCACGUCGCACAAAAUUUCUAUCGGAGAUGCUAUAUUACCAGCUGGUAAAUGCGCGGAGUCAUUGGGUCCGAUCACUUGGAUAUGUAUCCUGAUAGCAACCAUCUUCUGGAUUUUACGGGCUGUCAAAGUCUUAUACCAUCUCACGCAAUUUUGGGAUAUAAAGUUAUUCUUUAACAUUGCGCUCAAAAUCGAAGACUGUGAGUUGGAUAAUUUGACCUGGCAUGAAGUUCAAAAGCGGGUCCGAGAGGUACAAAAGGAACAGGAAAUGUGCAUCCAUAAGAGGGAACUCACAGAACUGGACAUAUAUCAUAGGAUAUUAAGAUUUAAAAAUUAUAUGGUAGCUAUGAUCAACAAAUCACUUCUACCAGUGAGACUUAAAAUUCCAGUAAUCGGUGAAGUGAUAUUCAUGACGCGUGGAUUGAAAUACAACAUGGAGUUACUCUUGUUUUGGGGACCAUGGUCGCCAUUUGAAAAUAACUGGCACCUCAAGGAAGAUUACAAGAAAUUGAACAAGAGGCAGGAACUUGCGCGAUCUCUUUCAAAACACAUCCUAUGGGUUGGAGUAGCGAAUUUUAUGCUGUGUCCAUUGAUUUUGCUAUGGCAAAUUUUAUAUUCGUUUUUCAAUUACGGCGAGAUAAUCAAAAGAGAACCUGGCACUCUUGGAACACGUAUGUGGUCGCUCUAUGGCCGAUUGUAUCUUCGCCAUUUCAACGAACUCGAUCACGAACUAAAUGCACGUCUGAAUCGUGCAUACCGUCCUGCAUCGAAGUACAUGAGUAUAUUCACCUCACCUAUAAUGACAGUAAUAGCAAAGAAUGUCGUCUUCGUAGCGGGGAGUAUAUUAGCUGUUCUGAUAAUAUUAACAGUCUACGACGAAGAUGUUUUAACAGUAGAACAUGUCCUAACGACUUGUACAGUGUUGGGAGCAAUGGUUGCCGCAGCGCGAGCUUUCAUACCAGAUGAAAACUUAGUAUGGUGUCCCGAAACAUUGCUUACAGCAGUCCUGGCACAUACUCACUACAGACCGGACAGCUGGAGAGGACAUGCUCAUACUCAGUCGACCAGAGCACAAGUAGCUCAAUUGUUUCAAUAUAGAGCGGUGCAUCUUCUUGAAGAAUUGAUCUCUCCCCUUCUUACGCCAUUUAUUCUGUGCUUCCACAUGAGACAGCGGGCCCUAGAUAUCGUUGAUUUUUAUCGAAAUUUCACACUAGAGGUCACUGGUGUUGGUGACGUGUGCAGUUUCGCACAAAUGGAUGUUCGUAAACAUGGCAAUCCAAUGUGGCAGACCAUGGCUCAGAGUCCAAUUGAAGAUCAUAGUGCAGGUUUUGAUAAUAACUAUGGUAAUGAACCAGAGAAGCUGCACAUACCCUUGUCAAAUCAGUAUACUCAGGCGGAAGAUGGUAAAACGGAAUUAUCCUUGAUUCACUUUACUCUAACAAAUCCUGAAUGGAAACCACCUAGUCACGCCGAGACCUUCGUCACGGCCCUUCGAGAGAGAGCCAAGAAGGAAGUAACCGAAGGUGUUGUAGGGGAUAUGAAUCCUUUGUAUGCGAGUUUGAACAGUCUUUCCAGUUUGGGACCCGGGUAUAAUGAUUUAGUCUCGAGUAUUAUUCGUAGUACAAUGAUGCGCGAAACAAGUGUACCCAGUAUGAGCAACAUGUUCUCCAAUCAUCCAGGAAUGUCAAAUACUUCCGCUCCGGAAGAUGGAGCCGGUAGCGUUAGAUCAGAUUUUACGUCUCGGGCUGUGAGACGUGGUUUAAACAAAACUGAAGGUCCUUUACACAACGAGAGAAGUUUAUUGUACGGUUUACAACAAGGAAUGUCUAACCAGUCCUUGGGUGCUUCGGUAUUUGGAUCAGGGCACGAAUUUUCAAACAAUAUAUCCGUACCGAUAGAACUUACUGCUGCCGAUAUGUCCUUAUCUACAUUGUACCUGCACGAACUUCAUCAUAGACAAGUAAGGAGACGAGGUUAUCAAGAAAUGGCAACUAGAAGCAUAUGGCAGCGAAGUCCCGUUCAGGAAUUGGCUACCUUACCAGAGGUCAGACAAGAAAGGGCACCGUUGCUGCUUCAUCAGGAUUCAUCGAUAAGGAAUAACAGAGAUUCCUAGCAGUACGUUUGAGUCUUUCGUGUUAACUAACGGUUAGUUAAUUUUUGCGCAAUGAUCUUUUCAAACAAUAAACUAUUUUUAUCCAUUUUACGAAA